Molecule: messenger RNA, 1952 nt
Organism: Neurospora hispaniola
Lineage: Eukaryota; Fungi; Ascomycota; Sordariomycetes; Sordariales; Sordariaceae
Product: NADH-ubiquinone oxidoreductase 51 kDa subunit, mitochondrial
Exons: 3
Coding region: 137-1618 (493 amino acids)
Molecular function (GO): 4 iron, 4 sulfur cluster binding; NAD binding; NADH dehydrogenase (ubiquinone) activity
Source: RefSeq, a predicted model, not a curated record
AAGUGGAAUAACCUCAACCCACUCCUCUCGAGUCCCCAUCCCCGACAACGACACCCCAGAGUCCGCCCCUCCCGCUCCCGGCCUCCAUAGGCAUACCCCACACUGCUCUGAGUCUGGAGCAGAUACGACUUCCAUCAUGCUUUCACGUACCGCGGCGCCCACCAAGGCGUCGGCCAGGACCCUCUCGCGCGCCGCCGUCGAGCAAUGCCGAACCUUUGCGACCGUCCAAGAUGGCUCUGCCAAUCCCGUACGCCACUACGGCGGUCUCAAGGACCAGGAUCGCAUCUUCCAGAACCUCUACGGCCGUUACCCGCCCGACCUGAAGCAUGCGAAAAAGAUGGGCGACUGGCACAAGACCAAGGAGAUUCUCCUCAAGGGUCACGACUGGAUCAUUGGCGAGGUCAAGGCCUCUGGUCUUAGAGGCCGUGGUGGAGCUGGUUUCCCCUCGGGACUCAAAUGGUCGUUCAUGAACUUCAAGGACUGGGACAAGGACGACAAGCCCCGUUAUUUGGUCGUCAAUGCCGAUGAGGGUGAGCCGGGUACCUGCAAGGACCGCGAGAUCAUGCGCAAGGAUCCCCACAAACUUGUCGAGGGCUGCUUGGUCGCCGGCCGUGCCAUGAAUGCUACUGCUGCCUACAUCUACAUCCGUGGCGAAUUCAUCCAGGAGGCUGCCAUCUUGCAGAACGCCAUCAACGAGGCUUAUGCUGAUGGGCUUAUCGGAAAGAAUGCCUGCGGCUCCGGCUACGAUUUCGAUGUCUACCUCCACCGCGGUGCCGGUGCCUACGUGUGCGGCGAGGAGACCAGUUUGAUCGAGUCUCUUGAGGGCAAGCCCGGAAAGCCCCGUCUGAAGCCUCCUUUCCCCGCCGCCGUCGGUCUGUUCGGUUGCCCUUCGACUGUUGCCAACGUCGAGACUAUCGCUGUCGCUCCCACCAUCUGCCGCCGUGGUGGCAGCUGGUUUGCCGGCUUCGGCCGUGAGCGCAACCAGGGUACCAAGCUUUUCUGCAUCAGCGGCCACGUCAACAACCCGUGCACUGUUGAGGAGGAGAUGAGCAUCCCGAUGCGUGAGCUUAUUGAUAAGCACUGCGGCGGUGUCCGCGGUGGCUGGGAUAACCUUUUGGCCGUCAUUCCCGGUGGAUCCUCGACGCCUAUCCUGCCCAAGCACAUCUGCGAUAGCCAGUUGAUGGAUUUCGAUGCGCUCAAGGACAGCCAGUCCGGUCUGGGUACCGCCGCCCUUAUCGUCAUGGACAAGAGCACUGAUGUCGUCCGCGCCAUUUCCCGACUAAGCCACUUCUACCGCCAUGAAUCCUGCGGCCAAUGCACACCUUGCCGUGAAGGCAGCAAGUGGACCGAGCAGAUUAUGAAGCGUUUCGAGAAGGGUCAGGGCCGCGAGAGGGAGAUUGAUAUGCUCCAGGAGUUGACCAAGCAGGUUGAAGGUCACACCAUUUGCGCUCUCGGCGAAGCUUUUGCCUGGCCUAUUCAAGGCCUCAUCCGCCACUUCCGGCCCGAGCUGGAGGCCCGUAUGCGGAAGUUUGCCCAGGAGAACGGUGGUGAGGCUCUUGCUGGUGGCUGGCAACGCAAUGCCAGACAACAGGGCAAGCUCGUCUCGCCUGGCAUGUAAGCGGUCUAAAGACAACAGUGCUUGGUGCAUGGCUUUCAAGUGAAUAAUCAACAACAGGAUGGAGGCCGAAGAAAGUGCGUUCCCAGUACGCAUAGAGCCUUCUUUGUUAUAAGCCCAACAUAGAGAAAACCGGCCGCUUUUAGAGCGUGUCUGUAUCAUACGUCUGUGCACAAAAGCCAUGCCGUAGAAACUUUAGACUUCCUCAGUUGGGCUUAUGUUAUUGUAUUUAUUUUGGCCUUUACGUCUUGCAAAUAUGGUGUGCCCUUGACCAGGUGGGGCAUGAAAUUUGGAUGAGACACAAAGUGGUGAGGCGAAAUGUCAGAUAUUGUCGAUG